This is a messenger RNA of Anneissia japonica, 1603 nucleotides long. Its product is annotated as ADP-ribosylation factor-like protein 3. Bases 25 to 708 code for a protein of 227 amino acids. The record is from RefSeq and is a predicted model, not a curated record. Gene Ontology annotation, molecular function: GTP binding; GTPase activity. The transcript is spliced from 4 exons. Lineage: Eukaryota; Metazoa; Echinodermata; Crinoidea; Comatulida; Comatulidae.
ACAGUAAGUACUUUAUUAUUGAAAAUGGCUUUCAAUUCGUGGUUUCGUGACUUGAGUUUCUUUCGAAAAACUGCUGUAAUUUUGGGAACAGGCGCUUUAGUAGCUGGGGCUACGUAUAGUGUGUUUGAAAUUCAAAGGCGUAGGAACCUAGCAUGUGGUGGAAUUAAUAUGGAAUCUCUCAAGAAUAUUGAAGAUAUUGAGGAAGGGGAAAAAAGAAUUCUUGUUCUUGGCUUAGAUGGUGCAGGGAAGAGCACAUUGUUAGGAUGUCUCAACAGCUUGCAGGCUCCUGAUGAUACCAAACCAACAGAGGGCUUCAAUGUUAUGUGUAUUCAGACAGAAAGUGUGACACUGAAUAUCUGGGAAGUUGGAGGCACUGAGAAUGUACGCUCGUAUUGGUCGAACUUCAUCCAAGGGACGCAAGUACUAAUGUUUGUUGUUGAUGCAUCUGACAAGGAACGAUUAGGUGAAGCCAAAACUGAACUGCAGAAAUUAAUAACUGAUAAACGGUUAAAGAAUGUUCCUUUGAUACUGGUAGCCAAUAAACAGGACAAAGAAGGUGCCAUGUCUGUAGACAAUCUUCAGCGUGUGCUGGAAUUGAACCUAGGAGAUCGAGCGAUUUACCCAUUAGAGACGCAAGUACCGAUUGGAGGAGAAGUGCAGGGUGUGAACAAAGUGAAGGAAUUACUGGAAAUGCUACCAAAAUCUUAAAUGAAAAGAUGCAUAUUUACACUUCCCUCUGAGUUCUCAGGGUGUUAAAGCAUAAAUAGUUCAUGUUUCUUGUACAGUAUGUGUAGAGAAGGGUAAUAAUAAGCCAACAUAAACAGUAUGCGAGUGUUAAAUGUUUUUUCGAUUGGCCUUUGAUACAGGCAUUCACAGUUCAAACUAUGAAGUAGCCUAUUGACUACAGCUUGCAUUCUUUUAAAGCACAGGUGGGCAAAGUGUGCCCCUACAGUGAUUUAUUUGUGGCCCGCGAAAAUGAAUUAAAAACCCUAUGUGUGUGGCCCGCCAAGUAACACUGGCUAGAAAACGCCUUGUUUUUUACAUCCCGACACUGGUCAUCUGUAAAAAUUUGUUGUCAGUAAGAAAACAAUCAACAAACUGCAGUUUUAGAUGUCAAGUGCAUAACCAUGCACAUAGAUACAUACAUGCCCACACACCACACCCUCCCUCACACACAUGUGCAUAGCAAAAAUCUUAUAAACACAAGAUAGCGUUCUCCGCGAUUUACGCGUGCAAAAUCUGUAAUAAGGCAUGAAUGGCGCCCUCUUGCUAAAUUGGAAACUUUUGACCCUUGACCAUACCGUACGCAGUGCAACUUUACGUUUAUGCGUAACAAUUAGAAGCGUCCGAUUUACAAUUGGAACAAAUUAACGUACUUGGUAACGAACUUAUGGCGUAACGCAAACACCCUAUCUCAGAUCCAUAGCAACGACUAGGACGCCCUCUCCCAAAUCUACGCUUCUAUUUGUUACACGAAAAUCGUGGAGAACGCUAUCUUGUGUUUAUCAGAUUUUUGGUGCAUAGCCAUGCACAACACAUACCCCUACAUGUAUUAUGUGCAAGUGUACCAUCACUAGUCAUUUAUGCUCUAAUAUUUUACAAU